Molecule: messenger RNA, 854 nt
Organism: Closterium sp. NIES-67
Lineage: Eukaryota; Viridiplantae; Streptophyta; Zygnematophyceae; Desmidiales; Closteriaceae
Source: the annotation of a GenBank genome assembly
UCACUCGCUCACCGCCACUUCUCGCAUCCAAGUCAGCUACUUCGCGUCGCCGACACGCCGCACACGUCGCACGCCUCGCCAUCCUCGUCUUCCAAGAGUAGGGCACAUCGCUUUCACGAAUCUGUUAGGAAAAGGUUAUUCUUUCGCAAUCCUUGAAAGCGGCUCUCCUUGAAGCGCGUUCUCGUGGCUUCGGGUUCGUUGCGUCGCGUCGCAUUACAUCAGCCGUCUCUGUCGAUAGCUUGCCAACGCCUCAAGACUAGCCUGCCUGCCCGCCUAGCACCUACACGUUCGCAUCGCAUCGCCUGUCUCAGGCGUUAGCGUGCCUAAUACCCUACACGGGUGCGCCGGGUGUGACUUAGACGGGUGCGAUGGGUGCGCAGACUUCCGCAGCCAAGCACAGCGCACCCGCCGAUACCCAACCCCCCUUGGGCCCCAUCAUGUCAACCACAUCACCGCUUCACAUCCGCGUGCACCGCUCUGCACCCAACCGCGUGACCAAGCGCAGACCCCAUAAUUAUGCGCCCCGUUCCCCAUCAGCCGUGCCCCCAGCAGCCGCGCAUCUCUCCCCUCAUGGGCGCAAGCCCGCCACCCGCGGGUCGCUCUUCGCCGCCAUCCUCGGCGCGCCGGGGGCGCACCCCGCCGCGCUCGCGCUCGCCAUCGUGGGGGCGGCAUGCGUUGUCUGCAUCCUAGUGCUGGUCGGCAUCCAGCUGUCGUCUAGGGGGAUGUUUAAGAGCGGCGCAGAUGGAGGUUGGCGGAGAGGGAUGGGGGGAAGAUGAUGCUGUAGUGAGGCGGCUUAUAACGAGGCAUGCACUUGUGGUGAAAAGGGGGGCUAUCAAGAAAGGAGAGGGCGAAUC